Molecule: messenger RNA, 867 nt
Organism: Glarea lozoyensis ATCC 20868
Lineage: Eukaryota; Fungi; Ascomycota; Leotiomycetes; Helotiales; Helotiaceae
Product: NAD(P)-binding Rossmann-fold containing protein
Exons: 3
Coding region: 1-867 (288 amino acids)
Source: RefSeq, a predicted model, not a curated record
AUGACUACUCUUUUACUUGGUGGCCAUGGCAAAACAGCUCUUCAAAUCGCUGCCAUUCUCCGUGCGUCGAACCAAUCUUUUCUAGUAGCUUCACGCACAGCCUCAGCAGGCAGUACUUACACACACGCUAAAUUCGACUGGUUUGAUGAAAGAACCUAUGAAAGCCCCUUUCUCAAAGCCUCCAGUGAAGGAAUGAAACCUAUCGCCUCCGUCUGGUUGGUGGCACCUCCAAUUUUCGAGCUAGCUCCGCCAAUGAUCAAAUUUGUCGAAUUUGCACGAGCCAGAGAAGUCAAGAGAUUUGUUCUUCUCAGUGCAAGUACAAUUGAGAAAGGGGGACCUGCAAUGGGUCAAGUCCAUGCGCAUCUAGACACUAUCAAAGGAAUUGUAUAUGCUGUUUUGAGACCUACAUGGUUCAUGGACAACUUUUCAACGGCAGGAGAGCUACAGCAGUUGGCCAUCAAGAAUGACAGCAAGAUCUAUUCAGCCGCCGGAGAUGGGAAAAUACCGUUCAUAUCUGCAAAGGAUAUAGCGAAAGUUGCUGUCAAAUGUUUGACAAAUGGAAACUUGCAAGCUAAAGAAUAUGUUCUUUUGGGACCCAAAUUACACACCUAUGACGAGGUUGCUUCAAUCAUUAGUGGUGUUGUGGGACGAGAGAUAGUUCACGUGAAGCUUAGCGAAGCUGAUUUUACUAAACACUUGAUCUCAAGAGGUGUGCCUUUGAGUGACGCAGAAUUUAUGGCAAUUAUGGAAACUGGUAUCAAAAACGGGGGGCAAGAAAGUUUGAACGAUGUGGUUGAGGAGGUAACUGGUUCACCUCCUGAGACCUUCACUGAUUUUGCUUUCAGGCACAAAGAAUGCUGGAUGUGA